Messenger RNA from Hydractinia symbiolongicarpus, 3785 nucleotides. RefSeq names its product long-chain fatty acid transport protein 4-like. The record is from RefSeq and is a predicted model, not a curated record. Lineage: Eukaryota; Metazoa; Cnidaria; Hydrozoa; Anthoathecata; Hydractiniidae. Bases 554 to 2572 code for a protein of 672 amino acids. Gene Ontology annotation, molecular function: long-chain fatty acid transmembrane transporter activity; long-chain fatty acid-CoA ligase activity. The transcript has 5 exons.
AUAUCAGGCUGAGGUUUUUACGUUAUUCUUUUUGAUGGCACAUUCGUGGAGCUGUUAUUAUGUCAUUUAUUCAAAAACAAGUAAGUUUUAAAAUCUAACUGAAUCAACGAGGGUGCUGAUAAGCCGCAUAAGCCGUAAAAAGUGCGGGCGUUUUCGGGUGAGUUCUGCGUUUUAAAAAAAAAUCAAGUAUUUGCCUGAAACACCCCCCCCCCCCCCCAUACACCCGAACAAUGCCAGAAAAAGAAAAGAAAAACAGACACUAAUGAUUCAAGAAACUAUAGAAAUUAAAAUAAACUUAUUAUAUGUGGUGGCGGAGUUCUUAAAAGAACUGUUUUUGAUAGUUUAUAAUAAUAUUUACUGGAUAAAUAACUUAAAUAUAAACUUUAUUAGCUCCUUUAUCUUCAAGGGCUUUCUUUCAACUAUCGUCCACAUGGUAUGUUACAAGGAAUUGCAUUUCGGGAAUGUUCCGGGCGAGUGCAGGCAGUUUUAGAGGACAAUCACCAUCAUCAUCAUCAUCAUCAUUCUUGGCUUAACGUCCAUUUACCAUGCUAGCAUGGGUUGGACGGGGGCUAACAAGUGGAUGUCAUCCUGUCAUUGCAAUUUUUCAUUACAAUCUAAACUCAUCCGACACGUGCGAAAGAAUAUCAGUAUGUAUCGACUGGCAUCGUGUGCAGCAGUGGCUGCUGCUGGUCCAAAGGUGUUAGGAUUGUCAUGGUAUACUGCAUUUGCUGGUAGCAUUGCAAUGUACCUGCUGACAGGUGGAUGGAAAUGGCUUAGGCUAGCUUAUAAAACAUUUGGCAGAGACUUUUAUUUUGGCAGAAUAAUAUUGGGAGUGGAGCUAGGGAUAAGAAAGAUUGUGAAAAAUAAACAGAUGUUGGGAGACGUGUUUGCAGAGAAAGCUUUACAACAUCCUGACAAAGUGGUGUUUAUAUCAGCUGAAACUGGUGAAACACUUACAUACAAGCAAGCUAAUGAUUUGGCAAAUAAAAUUGCGAACAUCUUUUAUGAAGCUGGUUACCGCAAAGGUGAUGUUGUAGCACUAAUUAUGGAGAAUCGUAUAGAGUAUAUUCCCAUUUGGUUGGGCUUGUCAAAACUUGGCGUCAUCACUUCUUUAAUUAAUUACAAUCUUCGCGGUGAGAGUUUAAAACAUUGCAUUACUGUUUGUGAUUGCAAGUCAAUUAUAUUCAGUGAUGAACUGCAAGGAGCUGUGGAAGAAAUAGCUCCUGAUCUGAAAGUUGAUUUUUAUUAUUUUGGAAAUGAAAGCUCAUCUAUCAAUAAUGUUACAUAUUUAAAAACAUUAAUCGAAAAAGCAUCAACUGUGCAACCACCAAAACCAGAGGAUUUAUCAUUGAGCGAUAAGAUGUUGUUGAUUUACACCUCAGGAACUACUGGUUUCCCAAAGGCUGCUGUUAUACGGGGAUCUAGAUAUUGUUUUAUGGCGAUGGGCGUAGGAAAAGGUAUAGGAGUAACUGCAGAUGAUAUUGCAUACAACUCACUGCCACUUUAUCACAGUAAUGGCGGAAUUGCUUUAUCAGGAGGUGUUUUUUUCUUUGGACACACAGUUGUUAUUCGUAAGAAGUUUUCAGCUAGCAGAUUUUUUGAAGAUUGUACAAAUUAUAAUGUUACAGUGAUCAAUUACAUUGGAGAAACUUGCAGAUAUCUGUUAGCACAACCAAAGGGACCCUUUGAUAAGGCCCACAAAGUUCGUGCAGCCACUGGGAAUGGUCUAAGGAAAAGUAUUUGGGAAGAAUUUCAAAAACGGUUUAAUAUUGGUUUAAUUGGAGAAUUUUAUGGAGCAACAGAAGGCAAUGCAAACAUGAUGAAUAGUGUUGGUCGAGUCGGUGCAGUUGGAUUUAAUUCUGUGUUGAUACCGUGGGUUUAUCCUAUCAAGAUUGUGAGAGUGGAUGAAGAAGGCAACAUUAUCAGAGGAGCUGAUGGAUUGGCUUCAGAGGCUCAGCCAGGUGAAGUCGGAGAAUUGGUUGGAAAAGUUCGAAAUGAUAAUAGCUUGCGACAAUUUGAUGGUUAUUUAAACAAGAGUGCCACACAAAAGAAAAUUGCAUAUGAUAUUUUUAAAAAAGGUGACUCAGCAUUUAUGACUGGCGACCGGUUGAUUCAAGAUGAAGAGGGCUUUUACUAUUUCCAAGACAGGACUGGAGAUACAUUUAGAUGGAAAGGUGAAAAUGUCUCCACCAACGAAGUUGAGAAUGUGAUCAACAAAGCUGUCGAUAAUGAAAUCUGUGUGUAUGGAGUAGAAGUACCCGGUGUGGAAGGUAAAGCAGGAAUGGCAUGUAUUGUUGAUGCUGAAAAAAAGGUUGAUUUAUCACAUCUACCUGAAGUUUUGGGUAAAUCACUUCCGCCAUAUGCAAGACCGGUGUUCGUCCGUUUAGCUAGCGAAAUCCCGAAAACAUCGACUUUUAAGUUCAAGAAAAAUAUCCUUCGAGAUGAAGGAUAUAAUCCUGCAAGUUGCGCAGCCGGCGACCUUUUGUUUUACUUUGAUGGUAAAGAAAAGAAGUUUCUCUCCAUCGAUGCUGACGUGUACGCGAAAAUACAAGAUCAAAAAAUACGACUCUAAUGAACUGUGAGUCGAAUACGUUUAAUUAAUUACACUAUCCGAGAAUGUGAUUGGUGACUUUUUAUAGAUAUUUGAUUGGUUAAAACAUAGGCAAGUAAACAGUGAAUUCGGUCUCGUAAUUUUGGCGGCUAACGUAAUCCUUUAUUUUUAUUUUCAUGUUUAGCGAAGGCUUCUGGUCUAGUACUGGAAGACUUUAGUUGUAAAUGUUAUCCUGUGAUUACAAAGCUAACUGAGAUUUAUUUGAAGAUGUGUAACCGUGGGACUAUUUAAUUACUUUCGCCCAUGAAUCCUUGCAAAACCAGAACAAAGGUGUCGUGAAAUUUCGAGGACAGUAGACGAGUUUUUAAAUUUAUGAAAUUGCGAAUUCUUUACGACAUUUUUGCGAUUGUACAGUUGUUAGGUGUAGGUGAUGUUCUGGACUGAUCAUACUUUCGGUAAUUUUUUUGCUCCGGAGCGAUCAUACUUCCGGUAAUUUUUUUUUUCUUUGAAGUGAUCAUACUUCCGGUAAUUUUUUUUGCUCCGGAGUGAUCAUACAUCCAUAAAUUUCUUUUGCUUCCGUCAAUAAUUUUGCAUUUUCUUAUUUCAGUAGACUCAAAAUCAUCUUUUUAGUUUCAUCAGUUAGACCUUAUUAAAUAAUUUUGCGUAUUUUUAAUUUGCGAGUCAUCCUAGUGAUUUUUUUACUUGAAUGUGAAGGUUGCUAUAUGCAAUGAUCAGUUAAACAAAUAUGUACAUUUAGUGGGUCUCUACAAAGAACCUUUUCUUUAACUCUUUUUUAUUCCGCAAAUAGUUAUUUUUGGAAAAUUGCGAUUGACUGGUUAAAAUUUAGGUUUAGGUAUACAGCCUUUUUAAUUCACGCACAAAGCAGACAUGCAAACAACGGCAAUUUUUGCCAACGCAAACAAUUGGACUAAGAAAACCCUCGAAGACUUUUUUUAAAAACUACUUUUCUAACUUGUAAGAGUUAUAAAAAAUGUCGACUUGUAUAUUGUAUAUUUAGGAUUUUUCAUUUUUAUAUGCAAUUCUAUGUUUUUGUACCUGCUAUAUUAUGUACGAUACUUAUUUCUGCAAAUCCGCAGUCUGACGGUUCUUUUACAUCUGGAUUGGAGAAACAGCUGAGAAUCAGCUGAGGACUGUAUGUUUCUGUUUUUGUUCGUGUGUUUAGAUCAUGUUAUUUACAGUAUGACGAUGUAAGACAUGAAAAAAGUUAGCAGAA